UUCUUAGCAACGGAAGCUGUGUGUUUGGCUUCUGCCGUUGACUUCCCCAACACACCUCCAUGCUAACGCUGGCUACGGCUUUCUUUCAGCGCAAUAAUGCCGAAUUGUUGCGUGACCGGCUGUCAGAACCGCUAUUACCCCGGUUCCACCAUAAGGUUCUACAGAGUUCCCAGCGGGAACCGGCAGUUCCAGGUCCAGAGGAGGCGUUUAUGGAUGGAGGCGAUCCAACAAGCCAACGGGAGCCGCAGUGAAAUCCGUGCAGACGCUCGCAUUUGUGGCGUUCAUUUCAUCUCAGGAGAGGCUUCCACGGACCCAGACAGGCCUAAUUUUGUCCCCACGUUGUUUACAUGCAGUAAACUACGCCAGGGUCCAACUAGAAGGGCAAAAUGGACUUCUUCUGCCUGUCGAAGAAGUCAAAGACAGAAAGCGAAUGUGGAGACCAAAGACAUAUCAGCAAGGGGAGACGAUAAAGAGAAUGAAGACACGACUACUGUGAGAGACGAUGAAGAGACCGAAGACACAACUACUGUGAGAGACGAUGAAGAUGCUAAAGACACGACUAAUCUAACAGACGAAGAUGCUAAAGACAUGACUACUGUGAGAGACGAUGAAGAGACUGAAGACAUGACUACUUUGACAGAAAAUGAAGACAUAACUACCCUGAGAGACGAUGAAGAGACAGAAAAACCACCAACCCAACCUGCAGCUGAGUCUUUAAUGGACCACCAGUCCUCUGCUUUGAUUGAAACUGCAGAUGAAUUUUUACUGGAAAUGCAAACUUUGCCAAUGUCAAAGGAGGAAGAAACAGAAGAUGAGAAGAUCCAUGAUAAAGACCCAGAAGUGACCGAAUGUGAAGCUGAACCUGAAACGAUGGAGACAGAAAACAAAUCCAGCCCAAGUCCAUCACCACAGAAACCACCAGGAAAAAAAAUAGAUAAAAUGAAUCCUGUUGUGCUCCUAAAGCCUUUAGUUUUACCACAAGGUGCUUAUCACGUUGACCUGAGCGCCUGUACCACGGUGUCGUCCAAAGAGCAGCGUGAAGACACGAGUCAGGGAGGAUUAACGGAGUCGAGCGCCAGCAGGGAUCAGCCGUCCUUUCCUUGUAACCUGUGCGAUCGAACCUUCACUACAAGCCACUACCUGAAGCGCCACAAACUGCUUCACGUUCGAGACGUGAGGAAGUGCCUCAGGUGUGGCGCGCUCUUCUGCCGCCGCCACAACCACGUUUUGUUCCAGACGCGGACCGAGCCUCUACCCGAGUCUGAGGAGAGUUCCUCCAGCAGCGAGGACGAACCUCUGGACGCAGAGCGGGAGAAAACAAGCAAAGUAACAGGAAAGGCUGACCACGCUUUGAGCGUUGAGACUGACACACCUGCAGACAGUCCUUCUCCCAGUAACACACCGUUACUGAAGACUUCCAACCAGACGGAUGUCGGAAAACCUCUCCUGGUGUCGGUGAAACCUGCUGCUGUUCCCUCUCCACCCUCUCCGAUCACCAGGUUCCCCAGCAACCCAGGAACCGUGUUUCAGAUUAAACCGCUCCUGUCGGACAUCUCUCCCGCUUUGAUACGACCAAAUCUUCCUCAACAACCCCAACUCCCACCUUCCCUGAAGAUCUUUUCCACUCAGCACCUCACCUCGGCCUUGCUCGAUGUUCAGAGAAACUACGAAUACAUUUUAAGCAAGCCUAAAAAAGUCGAGGUGAAAGUCAAGGAGGAACCAGGAGAGCCGGUUCAAAUUUGCCCAGUUAAGGAGCCAGUAAAGCAGGUCAAAUUGGAGAAAAUCGCUUAUGACCUGGAGAUGGUAAUUUGACUUAAAGCUGCUAACCUGACUUCAGUCAAACUCACUUGAGAUAAAAUGUGUCGCCUAUAGAACAGUGUGCAACAGUCUAAUCCAGAUUUUAUUGUAAAUCUCUACGUAAGACAAUAUCUUCUCUUCUCAAACAUGGCUCCCACACUAACCCUAACCCAAGGCCUUUGAUGACAUCACAUAAGGUAACCAAUCAGAGUAAACAUCCUAAAUAUUCAGAUAUUUUCAGUCAAAUUCCACUGUUGAUGUGGCAGCAUGUCUCAGAAAUGGAGGAAACAUUGAUGCUAAGCUUUCAUGAAAAGCUUUUUUUACUCUUAUUUUUCAUAAUCUGGAAUCAUGGAAUUUUUCUCCUAAAUCAUAAACUUAAACCAUUUUCAAUAUAAAUGUAAGUCAAAUGCUUCUCAUAGUCAUUCAUCCAGAUUAAAUCUUAUUAAUUUCAGCUGAUCAGACAGAUUUCGGUGCCUCUCAUGAUGUCAUCAAGACAAACAACAGAAUUAUGAGGUAUUUUUUGCUUUCUAAAACAGUAUUUUUUGUGAAAUAAUACAGCGGAAAUCCAUGUCAUUACCAAAUCAUGUUUUUAUUUUAGAUAUAAGUGUGUUAGAAAAAUAGGAGGGAAAACCUACUCACUCCCAGGUAAUCAUGAUUGAUUUGUCUACUGUAACUAAAGUGUAAAACUGCGACCAAUUUUCACUAUUAUUUAUUAGAGGACUGCUGCUCUAAUAAUUAUAUUUUUCAUGUUUUUGGGUGUUGGAUUAAUCAAAUACAAUUUUUAGCUAUUGAUCUAUAUGACGUUAUAUCACUACUGUUGGAUUUUAAAUGACACCUUUACAUGUAAUUAUUAAGUCGGCAUUCAGGCUGCAGCUUAUUUUAUAUUUUUUGGUUUUUUGUAUCCAAUCUUUUUUUGCACAGAACUAGCAUUAGCAGUGUUUCACAUUCCGCAUUAUUUUUCUUUUCAUUUCAGUUCUCUUAUCUACCUCAGCCAGCUCUAAAAGCAAAUAAAACUUAUUUUGUAUUACAGAUGAAUGCUGCUUUUGGACACAAUGUAUGUAUGUUUAAAUACUCCAGUAUUUCUGAUAUAAAAGUAUUAGAUUUUUGUGUAGUGCUGUGUGCAAACUAAAGAAAAGUGGCAACACUGAUUCCUGAUUUUCUUCCCAGAAAAUGCCUGUCAGAUUGUAAGAUAUGAACUAGUUUUGCAGCUGCUUUGUUUACUGAAUAAACAAAGAUUUGUGUCACA
Xiphophorus maculatus (southern platyfish) is the source of this 3043-nucleotide messenger RNA. RefSeq lists its product as uncharacterized. Bases 97 to 1812 code for a protein of 571 amino acids. The record is from RefSeq and is a predicted model, not a curated record. NCBI's taxonomy places the organism in Eukaryota, Metazoa, Chordata, Actinopteri, Cyprinodontiformes, Poeciliidae. The transcript has 4 exons.